AUCCCCACUGUUUUUUCUUUUCCUUUUGGCCACUCUUUGAUUUCUUUUUUCAAUUCUAUUGCGGGUGGAGACUUUUUGGUUUGGCCGCAAUCCACCACCCCAUUCCUAUCCAUCCUCCUUCAGCUUCUUCUUUCUUCUCCUCCUCCUCCUUGACUGUCCUAACAAAAAAAUCGAUUUUUUGUUCUCCUCUUGAUGGUUGCUGCGACCUUCGAUGUCCCUAUGCGGAAUGAAAUCUCCUGCUGGGGCGGCUAAAAAUCGGAGAUUUUCUGUCUUUUUGAUCCGUCUUUAGUGGAGCUUUUUGAGCCUGAUUUAUGCGAUGGGCUUCUUGGCGUGCUUGUUCCCAUGUCCUCAAGAGGUGAGAGAUGAGGAUGAGGAACCAAGAAGCGGCCAGAGAGUCAGCUCAGUGGAAUAUUCAAAGUCGUCAGAGAGUUGCCCACUGAAGACUGAAGGGUCGAUAGAUAUGGUUGGAAUUCGGCGAAAUAAGGGGCAUGGUGAAGCAACGAUCUUCACUUUGCGCGAGCUUGCUGAUGCUACCAACAACUUCAGCACGGAGUGCCUUUUGGGCCGAGGAGGAUUCGGCAGUGUGUAUAAAGCAUUUCUCAAUGAUAGACAGGUUGUUGCAGUUAAACAGCUUGAUCUAAAUGGGCUUCAGGGAAACAGAGAAUUCCUUGUGGAGGUUCUCAUGCUCAGUCUCUUGCAUCAUCCUAAUUUAGUCAAGUUGUUUGGUUACUGUGUGGAUGGAGAUCAGCGCCUGCUUAUUUAUGAAUAUAUGCCAUUGGGAUCACUAGAAGACCGCCUUCACGAUCUCAGACCCGGCCAAGAACCACUAGAUUGGACAACACGGAUGAAGAUUGCUGCUGAUGCAGCUGCUGGUUUGGAGUAUCUGCAUGAUGAGGCCAUUCCAGCAGUUAUUUACCGGGAUAUUAAACCGUCAAACAUUCUUCUUGGCGAAGGGUAUAAUGCAAAGUUGUCUGACUUUGGACUUGCUAAACUUGGUCCUGUUGGUGAUAAGACUCAUGUGACAACUCGUGUCAUGGGGACACAUGGUUAUUGUGCUCCUGAGUACCUCUCGACUGGAAAGCUUACGAUCAAAUCUGACAUUUAUAGUUUUGGUGUGGUCUUUCUUGAGCUAAUUACUGGACGAAGAGCGCUUGACAGCAAUCGGCCACCUGAUGAACAAGACUUGGUUGCAUGGGCUCGUCCAUUGUUCAAAGACCAAAGGAAAUUUCCAAAGAUGGCGGACCCCUCAUUACACGGCCACUUCCCGAAAAGGGGUCUGUUCCAGGCUUUGGCUAUUGCAGCAAUGUGUCUGCAGGAGAAAGCGAAGAACCGCCCUUCCAUUAGGGAGGUUGCUGUUGCUCUCUCUUAUUUAGCAUCACAAACACAUGAAAGUCAGAACACUGCUGCUCGCCAUACCCUGCCUGGCCCUUCUGUACCAAGAGUGCUGGAUAAUCAGAUUAACCAAGACACUUCCUUGCCCAGUCAACAUGGAGUUCAUAUGCCACCGCUUGCCGGGACGGAUCACAUGGUACAAGAAGUCAAGGAGAAUUGCCGGAGCAGUUCGCAUCGACCGGGAAGGGGCAGAGUUACCCCGAACGGCGCUGAUAGAGAGCGUGCGCUUGCAGAGGCAAAUGUAUGGGUCGAGGCUUGGAGACGUCAAGAGAAGACGAGCAAAAUGCGGUAAUCAACGAAAAGCUUCUCGCUGCUAGCUUCAUUUGAUCAUAGGAACAGAAUUGACAAGGUAUGCCACAGAUUGCAUACGUUUUGAAGAAACCGCGGACCGAAUAAUAACUGUUAGAAGACGAUAGCGAAUAAUAAUGAUCAGUGAGUUCUUCUGUGGACCUACACCAGAGUGAGCGCUUGGGAGAUUUCACCGGUGAAGUCUACUAAAUUUACAUCCAGACUUGUUUCACUACAUACAUGGAUUCUUAUUUCUCAUCAUAUAGAUAAUUUAGCUUCUAUAGGUUAAAGUCGCAGGAGGGGAUAUGUACAUGUAAAUAACCCCCUCAUAACAGAAGUGGCAGAUGCAGAGCAUACAUAUAUUUCUUUUCUGUAGUUGGAUGUCUCUUGUGAAUCCAUGUACAUGAGCUGGUACCAUAAGUGCUACAGCUUAUACAUUUUUCAGAUGAUUCUUGGUGUUAACUCUCCCUUGCAA
Oryza sativa Japonica Group (Japanese rice) is the source of this 2155-nucleotide messenger RNA. Its product is annotated as probable serine/threonine-protein kinase PBL7. Gene Ontology annotation, biological process: protein phosphorylation. Gene Ontology annotation, molecular function: ATP binding; protein kinase activity. The record is from RefSeq and is a predicted model, not a curated record. Lineage: Eukaryota; Viridiplantae; Streptophyta; Magnoliopsida; Poales; Poaceae.